AUGUACCUUUUCAGCUGGCUUUUCAAAAACCACCCUCUGGCCAUGGCGACCAUGGACGAGGUACCAUAUCGGUCACCCGUACCCCUUCAAUGGGAACUGGCUCGACAGACAGAAAUUUUCCUCGAGGAUAGCCUAUGGCCGCAAGCAUAUAGCCUUCUCUUCAAUGUCCUUGCAUCGGGCACUAUCUCAUCAACAAAAGCAGUGGUUCCACUGCCGCAGCAUCUGGCCGUCGCAGCUACGAUGCUCGUGCAUCCAAGAACCACAACGCGCGCCGAGUCGGAGUACGAAAAAGAAGCACCCAACGCAGCUUUGCGAUUUCUUCGAUUGACUAAUUCCCUUGUUGGUCCCACGGAUGCAAGGUUUAAUCUCGCUUUUGGGUUCACCCCGUUUGCAUCUUCUCGACAGGGUAGGCGGCGUGCGGAAAGCCCGAUGCUCGUUGAGCAUGACAAUCCUGAUACCAGGCCUCUGAAUACGAAAUUCAACCAAGCUUCUUCAGUGUGGACCUGUGCAGAGGACUUUUGGCACGCCGUUGGCUGGGCAUUCAAUUGUUCGGUACUUCACCCGGCUCGGUGGGAGCGCUGGCAAAUAUGGCUUCAGUUUAUGUGCAACGUACUGGAAGAUGAUUGGAAAGAGCGCGAAAAAAAGUAUCAAGAGGCAAAACAAAACCAAAGAGAUACAUCAGUUUGGUCGGAGAGGUCUGAGAGAUCGGAAAGAUCUGAGAGGGAGGCCUCGCAAGGCGCUGAACCGGGCAAGAAAGAAAGACGCAGGGGCAGAAAAACUAAGGUGGAGGUGCAUGAUGACCUUGCAAUCUUUCGGGAAAGUCUGAUCUUCCGUUACAUCGCCUCAAACACCACACCUGGACGGGACCGCAGAAUCAUGCGGGCAAUCUUUGCCAAUGGCAAAUCAAAUAUCGGCGAGUUCAAGGAGGUAUUCAAAGACGAGCUGAGAAUUCCUGUCCCUGAACAAGACUCGCUUAAUACCAAGAAGAGGGCGGGUGAUAUCAAUCUCGACAAGGAUGACUAUGGCGACUACCUGAACAAUUCAGGCGAGGAUUUCGAAUCUGAUCAAACCUCAACAUCGGUAUCACCUCCAGCCAAGGAAUCGAACGCUAGUAAGCCACGGCGCAGCAAGCGAACCCGACGCGGAACACGAAACGCCAUGGACGAAGCCGCGGAUCCUGUCAAGAUGCCGAACGCAAACCAACCACCUUCCCACGCAAACAAUCUAUCUCUGCUAGGCGGAUAUAUCUCCCUCGCGCUCCGCCAGCAACUCCUCAGUAUCCUCUCUAGCGUAUCGGAAAAACUGCCCCGGGACUUCAUGCCCCUAGACGAUCUCUACGACAUGUUCGUCGAGAACAUCCGCGACCUCUCCCUCCCGAUCUUCCAACACUUCAUCAGCCCCUCCAACCUCCCGCACCUCCAACCCGAAGCGCACUCCACUCUCUGCGAACUCCUCCUCUUCGUCCUCCGCGAGAGCUCCGCCCCCAGCUCCGAUGAUAACUACCUUACCCAGGCCAAGCUGGAGAAAUGUUUCCUCCCCUACGCAGCGGCUACCCCGAACGUCGGCAACAAUGCCAAGGUCUCCAUUCUGCUCGAGGCGUUGAUGACACUCCUGCAUAAGACCAAAAUGCUCUCUGUGACCCCGUCGCUGGCGGAAGCUGUCCGGUCUGGGAUUGCGCGUCGUGAGAAGGCUAGUCGUGAUCGGGGCUCGGUUGAAUGGGCCUACUUGCAGGAGAGUGGGUUCAGGAUGAAGUUUAUGGUAGAGCAUAUCUUACCAUGA
Messenger RNA from Penicillium samsonianum, 1779 nucleotides. RefSeq lists its product as uncharacterized. The record is from RefSeq and is a predicted model, not a curated record. Bases 1 to 1779 code for a protein of 592 amino acids. The transcript has 2 exons. NCBI's taxonomy places the organism in Eukaryota, Fungi, Ascomycota, Eurotiomycetes, Eurotiales, Aspergillaceae.